Enterobius vermicularis (human pinworm) is the source of this 2709-nucleotide messenger RNA. NCBI's taxonomy places the organism in Eukaryota, Metazoa, Nematoda, Chromadorea, Rhabditida, Oxyuridae. The record is from the annotation of a GenBank genome assembly.
AUGCUAUCAUCUGAAGCAGAUGACGCAUUAAGAAUUGCCGAAGAAAGCAUGAGCAGAAAAAUGCCACCAGAUGUAGUAACAGAGAACUUUUCGGAACAUCUCGUCAAGAACGUAAUUAAAGAUGUUGUAAAAUCUAUGAAAGGUGAGGAUGAAGAUGCUACACAACUUUCCAAGGAAAAAAGUUUUGGGGCUGAUGAAGAUAUAAGUAUGUUCCGAAAAAGUUCUUAUGAGCAUGAAACGGACUACGAGGCUGACUUAAAAGAAAAACUGGAAAUGCUUGAACUGGAGUACAAAAAGGUUCCACCUUUAGAAUCGAUCGAAACAGAAAAAGCGAUGGAAUACUAUCGGAAUUACAAUGAACCGAUUGACAGUGACUAUGAAGAGAGAAUUAAUAGUUCUGCAACGGGAAUCGUAAGCGAUGUUUUGCAACGAACUGCAGAAUGUUUAUCACAAACUAGUUCCACAUACAGAACAGCAACAUCAAAGGAUGGUUAUGAAACUUGUGUAACCUCUCAGGAGGAUGGUUUUGAGACUGCUGACAGCUGUUUCUCACAAGAUUCGGAAUACACCACAGCUACAAGUGGUAACGAAAGUCGCGUAAGCGAAAUUAGUGAUGAAAGGCGACGGGGGAGUGUUACACCACUUGCAGCAUCCUCACCUGUGGGUUCUGUUAAGAACUUGCUUGAUUCGGAAAACGAAGAAGAAGAGCUAGUCGUACAAAGCUUUAGCCCAAGCAAUGAAUUUAUUUCUACUGAAGACUAUCAGGACAGCGAAGAAAAAACAUUAAGGACUUCUGCAAGUGGAGUGCUCUUAGCACCAGUUUUGGAUCCUGGUCGUCCCGUUUCUCCUGUGCCUCCACGACCACUAGAUGAGGAAAGAACGUUUUCAUUAGUUCAUAAAAUCGAUUCUCUAGAACUUGAAAAAACUCAUUUUAAUUUUGAAAGCUCUGAACAUGAAAAGACACCAACAAAUGAAAUAAUCAUAAAGCUGCCUUCAGAAGAGGAAGAAAACUUAGAUCAAAGAAAUUUCCCUGAAGACUUCAAGCCUUCUUUUUCUGAACAACACGUGGAUUACGAUUUUGAAAAAAAAACUACAGAGGAAUCAGUAGUCAGCACUCCAGAAAAAACCAGUUACGAAAUAAAAGAAGAAAUUCUUUCAAGCAUGAAAGAUCUCACUGAAGAAAAACAAAUACCUAAGACUUCUCAGGAUUUGCAAAUGGUAGCGAGUGUCUUCGUCAGUGAAAGUUCGCCGGAAACACUUGAUGCAAUACCCAGUGUUGAAUCACUCACAAGUCCACUCGGAACCAAGCCGGGUGCAGUUGCUGACCAGCUUAGUGGAGCGCAAGCCGUUUCUGUCCUACCACCUGAAACUGCUAAAUCAGUUUCACCGGACUCCUUAGAAAAGGUCUCUGACAAAGGUGAAAGCGAUAGAGGAAGUAGUGCUUCGCAACGUAGCAGUUCAUCUCGCAAAAGUUCUUACGAGGAGCCUGAGACAUUUACAGAGCGAUUAACCCCGGAAUUAAAAAUUGAAUGGUCUGAAAGCACAAGUAAGCCAGAAGUUCCACAAUCUCUUAAAGUGGAGGGUUCAGUUUUGUCACCUGAAGAUGAGUACCAACCACUCUAUACUGGGGCUGGAACCGAGCAGGUUCCAGGAAAUGAGCUAGCGACUGUUGCAGAAGAAGGUGAAGAAGCCGAGUCGUCAAAUGGUAGAAGUCUCUCAUCUAACGGCCACAGCAGUGAUCCACUAGCUUUAGCCGGGAAAUACAAGCAUGCUUCUAGUGACAAUGUCUCUGAAACCAGUUUGCAGGAGUUUGAGAGGAUUGAAAGAGAUGUGCUAAAUCGUGGUGAAGCUGGUUUGAGCAGUAGUGAGUUAGAGCUUUACCUUUCUGGAAAACUGAAGGGGUCAACAAACGGUUCUCAAAGUUCACUUACUGAGUUUGAAAGACUGGAAGAAGAAAUUGGAGAAGGGUCUCCACAGGAAGAAGUAAUGAUACUGUCUGAUAUCAGGGAAGAAUCUGAAGUUGAAGAUAUGAGCAUUAGGGACGAUGACGAAGAAGAGCAUGAUUCAAUUGCUGAAAUCAAAUCCGUACCAGUAUCUGAAGAUAAGCAAAUUUCAACGCCUUUGGCAUCACCAACAGACAGUAUCGAAAAAGGAUUUGAACGGGUCGACCCAACGAUGUUAGAAACAAGUACAGAUUCCUUAGAAAUAUAUGAUCCAAUCAGCACACAGCAAUUGAAAAUCUCGGAGGGAGAAAGAGGAUUUAUUUCUGUUGAGAAAAUCGGUGGUGAGCUGAGGGAUUCUCUUGAAGACAUUGUACAGGAAAAGACCAUAUCAGCUGGAAGAGAUUUUCCAGAUGCUGACAUACCGCAAACCUCGAGCGAGGUUUUGCAGGCUUUACAAGAUAUCAAUGUUGAGAAGGACUCACUGAGUGGGGAUUUGGAUACGGAAGCUGAAGAUUAUCCAACAACUCUUACUACUUUUGAGACCACUCAAGUCCUCGACGACGGAUACAUCGAAACGAUCUCAAGGCGAGUUCUUACGAAGGUCAAAGACCCUGUAAUUACUCAUGUUCAGUUUACCGGUACAGAAAAUGAAGAACGUGUUCGACAGCUAGCAAGGCAAGAACAGUAUGAAACGUCUGACCCAGAUGGCAACGUCACCAAGACGAUAUACAUAAGGCGAGAGGCUUCGUCAUCUGAAGGUAAUUAA